This is a messenger RNA of Daktulosphaira vitifoliae (grape phylloxera), 987 nucleotides long. RefSeq lists its product as uncharacterized. NCBI's taxonomy places the organism in Eukaryota, Metazoa, Arthropoda, Insecta, Hemiptera, Phylloxeridae. Bases 184 to 759 code for a protein of 191 amino acids. The record is from RefSeq and is a predicted model, not a curated record. The transcript is spliced from 4 exons.
UUUGUUUUCCCGUAAAAAUUGUGAAUACAUUCAAGUUUACAAUAGUUAAAUUUUAUUUUUGUUUUAAUUUAUCAUAAAUUGAGAAAUGACGAAGGGAUCCAAUGUUAAAAUACAAUUUAUUUAUUUAUCACUUUUAGUUUAACAAAGAUAAUAGUUUAUGUUAUUUGUACUGCUCGAAAAAAAAUGUAUCUUAAAGAAACGUUUUUUCUUUGGUCGAUUUCUAUUUUAUUGAAUCAAGACGGAUUAGCUUUGCCGAAAGGUACUAGAGUAGCUGUUCGAUUUGAUAAAUUUGAAUGGUUUGUUAAUCAAAUGUUCGGACAAACGAAAGAAAUUAAUAUAAAGAGAAAUGGUGGAGCAGAUCUUGUCGAUAUAUUUCUUACGUUUGAUUUUGAUUUUAUUAUACAAAAAGUGAGUUUAGAAGUGAUUAUGUGCAAAGAACAUUACAUCGAUUGUGUGAACUAUAGGAGUUUUGAAGUGGCAAAUUUCUGCGAGAAUGAUAAAACUAUUUCUUACUUCGCGAAAAUUGGAUAUUCUAAUCAAAAAAUGUCGUGUACAUUUCAAAAAGGACCAUACAUAUUUAAAAACUCUACAAUUAACUUGGAUACUAUAACUAAAUCGUUUGCCCUGAACUCUGAUAAGUGGUGGGAAAAGACGUGGAAAUUUAGAGUUGAUUAUUAUUUUAAUAUUACCUUGUUGGCUAUGCGUCAUUACGGAGAUGUUCAAAUCCUUCUCCUGAGUAAUCGGACUCGCAGAUAUUAGAUAAAUAUUUACUCUAAGAGUCGUCAUUAAAAUUUAUUUUUGAUACAUAUAGAUAUCACCUAAGGCCUCUAAGGUGUCAAUGGAGUAUACUAUUUAGAAAGUGCUGGUGGCAGGGUAAUCAUCCAAUUUUUUCACAACAUUUAUAUUGUACUGCAUUUAAAUCCGUAUAAAUAUUCAAUUAAAAAAUAAACGUUUUGUGCAUAUAUUAUAUUAAUUUUAAUAGUUUAU